This is a messenger RNA of Clonostachys rhizophaga, 1545 nucleotides long. The record is from the annotation of a GenBank genome assembly. Lineage: Eukaryota; Fungi; Ascomycota; Sordariomycetes; Hypocreales; Bionectriaceae.
AUGGACCGCCGUAUGAGCGAAGACACAAUUCAAAUUGUUCCAACGCACAAUAGCCUCAAGGGACGACCUAGCUAUCCUCUGGGCCAGGAUGAAGCGACUGCGACGCCUCUGACGGCGGCAGAGCAACUAGUCGCGAACAAGCUCAGGCGCAAGAUUGAUAUCAGGAUUCUACCCGUGGUGUUCAUUGUUUAUAUUAUGAACUUUGUUGAUCGUACGAACUAUGCGUCUGCGAGGCUCCAGGGUCUCGAAGAGGAUCUGUCCUUGUCGGAGACCGAAUAUCAGGCUGGACUUUCGGCUUUUUUUGUUGGAUACAUGAUUGGGCAAGUUCCUUCAAACAUGACACUUGCCUGGUUUGGACGGCCGUCUGUGCAUAUGGCGAUAGUAACUUGUGCCUGGGGUACCGUUUCAGCACUCACGGCCCUAGUUCAUGGAUUCUCGGGUCUCUUAGUUUGUCGGCUUGUCCUUGGUUUCGUUGAGGCGCCGUUCUUCCCCGGUGUCAUAUUCGCAUUGUCCAAAUGGUAUACUCGAGAUGAGUUGGCAUUUAGGAUGGCCAUUUUCUUUUCAGGGAAUCUAUUUGCUGGAGCCUUUGGCCACCUCUUGGCUGCUGGUAUUCUUGGUGGGAUUGGCCACGCCCUCGGGCUAACACCCUGGCAAUGGCUUUAUAUUAUCGAGGGCGCAAUUACAGUAACUCUUGGUGUGGCAGUAUAUUUUGUUCUUCCUGAUUUCCCCGAGACAUGGAAAUCAUUGUCCCAGGAGGAGUAUGAGGUUGCUACACGUCGUCUGGCUGCUGAGGCCACCGAAGCCGACGUUGACGAGGCGGGCUUCGGGGCCCAGGUAAAGGGCCUCAAACUGGCCCUCACCGACGUGAAGACCUACCUUUUCGCAGUUGCGCAGACGUCGGUUCUUGCGUGUGGCGGAUUGCUGAAUUAUUUCCCUUCAAUCACUGCCACGCUCGGGUAUAGCCAUUUCACCACGCUUCUCCUUUGCGCCCCUCCACACAUAUUCGCCAUUGUCUGGAUCUUAAUACACGCGUGGCUGUCUGACAAGCUGCGGACGCGGUUUUGGUUCUUCAUCUACCCAGCACCAUUGAUCAUCAUAGGUUUCGUUCUUCUCUUAACGACGAACGGCAUUGGAACUAGGUAUUUCAGCCUGUUCCUCGUACAAGGCACAAACCUCAUGGGGUCAACAACCUUUGCGUGGGUAGCAUCGUCUAUUCCACGGCCUCCAGCAAAAAGGGCAGCCGCCAUAGCAAUUGUGAACAGCUGUGCUAGUUUAGCGAGCGUUUGGACCCCAUUCAUAUACUUCGGACCAAAAUACGAACUUGCGAUGGCGGUCAACAUUGGAUUGGCUGUCCUAGCAAGUAUUUUGGCCGUUGCCCUUCGGUUUGUCCUUGUCAAGAGCAACAAAGAGUUAGCUAGGAUCGAAGAUACGAAGAUCUCACUUUCAGAAAAGGAGCUUGCCCAGGUUCAGAAGAUCGCCGACGUUGAGGGCGUCAGCAUUGAUACUGCUAGAAAGAUGCACAAGGGUUUCCGGUAUAUCGUCUAG